AUGGCUAGCGAUAAUGAUAAGAAAAUUCAUCGAAAGUCUUUCUUCUCUUUUGGAAGCGUAAGCCUAGACAAAGGGAAUUCAAGAGUGGACAUGACGAGUGCCAAGACACAUACACCAAAGAAUGAAAGAUCAAAGAAGCCACUUGAAAUGCAGCCUUUGAGAAAUAGGAAUCCAUUUAUUGAGGAGGUUGACCAUCAUGGCGAUAAAGAGGUACCGAGGGCCGACUCUUCAUCGAAUGCCCUAACGGGUUCGGAUAUUAAGCCACUUCGAAGAAUGAGUACAAAUCCGUUCCUUAUUGAUGAAAAAAUGACCAAUAUGCCGAAAACUGCACCAAGGAUGCGGAGGCCUCCUCCGCCGAUAGAUAUGGAUGCAGUCAAGGUCUUUGCUCAUACUGCUCCACUUGAUAUCACAACGAGUUCUAGCACAGCUCAAGUGAGCUCCACUGAUGAAACUCUCAAAUCUGCAUCUCUUUCUCCUAUAAGGACCCCCGUACCGCCAGUCGAAAACUUGUUGAACCAGCACAGACGCCAGAGGUCAGAAGCAGAAAAACUGGUCGAUGAUCUAGAUGACUACAUUAAACAGCAUGAAAAACGAAUUACUUCCCAUUCACCAGAAGAGGUAGAUCAUGAGGGAGAUCAUGAGGAAGAUGUUUCGGCAAAUAUGGAUUCGGAGGUUUCACUAGAGAGCCCGUUCUUGUCUGUCGAUCCGCUCAGCAUGGUAGCCAGCGAUCGAGAAAGCCGUUUAGAACAUCGUGCUGCCCGCAAAUCUGACUUGGGAUCUGAAAUCGAAACGGAUGCAUUCUCAUUUACAGAUUCACUUAAUGGUAAAUCGGUUAACAGCAUUCAACAAGUCGCCAUGAGCGAGGUAAAUGGAGCUGCUCCGAUACUUGUGAAAUUAGGUUACACCAACUCUAAUGCUACGCAAAGUGACUCCAACGAAAACUAUGAAUCUGCAAAUCAGCAAGCACAUCAUAAUCGUCCUAGGAUAGAAAAUAUUCGAGAAAUAACAAGUCAUGAUGAAUCACCAAAAGCUGAGCAAGACCAGUUUAAUGACAACGACAACGAUAGCUAUUCAUCUCAAGUGGAAAGUGAAGAGCCGCGGAGGACUUUUAGAGUUGUCAACGAAGACCGCCCGCAUUUCUACUUCCAAACAGCCGGGGAUACAACGACCAGUACAAACGCAAGUUCCACUACGGAAGAUGACGCUCCAGAAAGCAAUUGUGAAUCCACAAAUCAGAACGAGAAUGAGGACCGACUUUCUGUUUACAGUAGUUCGAAUCACAAAUACCCUCAGGAUUCAUCAGGUGAAGAUAGACAUAGCGGUAGGGAGCGGUCGAGCAUAAAUAAAUUCAUGGGAAGAAACAGUCCGACCUCCUCUGAAGAUUUCAAUAGAGUCGGAUCACUGCUUGAAGGCGGGGCAUUGAAGAUCGAAGAAGCGGGUGAUGCAGCGCCUCUAUUAGACACUCCUACUGUGUUGAGAAACCCCAGUAUCAGGAGUAGUGAUAGUACUACUACGACAACUUCCGGCUCCUCAAGACCAGACAAAACUGUGAGAUUGGUCUCCAGCUACGUCGAGGAACUAAGAUUGAAAUACUACAAAACAUCCAAUUUUCUAGCAGCCCCUCCCAAUCUACCUGUCACACUGAAGCAGAAGAAUAAUCUGAUUCAACCUAAAAACAUCAAAGUUCGCAUCAGAACUAGUUCAAAACAAAUUGGGAUAAAGCAUGGAGGUGCCAAGCAAAAAUUGUUAAGUCUCGAGACCGCCAAUGAAGACUCGAGGGAAGGAAUUAACGGUGCCAAGUUUCAAAGCAGCAAAAACAGAAUUGAUGUCGACCAUACAAAGGAGUUUCACGACUUGCUCAAUAAUGGAGGAAUGGGAAAACGUUCGAACAGCACCAAUGAUCGUAAAACCUGGCACGGCUCCAACGACGAUCCAGAAAAGUAUAUGAAUGAGAUACCAGGUGAUGACGCUUACGAUAGUGACGAUGCCAUGGCGCCUCUGCGAGAGACAGGUGGGGCUCGCAGCUUGAGAGGACCCACAAGAAGCAAUACAGUGGUUAGUUACUAUACCAAGAACCAAAAUCGAUUCAGAAGCGGGACGUUAGAUAACGGUUAUGCAUACUUACAAGAUCUUCCUGCUAAUAUCAACAUAAAGGACUACGAAGACAACGUAUCUGUCGCUAACAGUGCCAUCGAGGAAUCCAUCAUAAGCGAUGACUCCAGCUCCCUGGAGCAGACAUUCCCCUACAACAGAGGACCGGGUCUUCAUCUAGCUAACCCUGAUACCAAUUCAGACUAG
Molecule: messenger RNA, 2298 nt
Organism: Torulaspora delbrueckii
Lineage: Eukaryota; Fungi; Ascomycota; Saccharomycetes; Saccharomycetales; Saccharomycetaceae
Exons: 1
Coding region: 1-2298 (765 amino acids)
Source: RefSeq, a predicted model, not a curated record